Plectropomus leopardus (leopard coralgrouper) is the source of this 795-nucleotide messenger RNA. RefSeq names its product complement C1q like 3a (gene c1ql3a). NCBI's taxonomy places the organism in Eukaryota, Metazoa, Chordata, Actinopteri, Perciformes, Serranidae. The record is from RefSeq and is a predicted model, not a curated record. Gene Ontology annotation, molecular function: protein binding.
GCGGCGGGGGUCCUGGGGGUCGUUAUGGUUCUGGUUUUAGUCAUACUCAUCCCGGUUCUGGUCAACUCAGCGGGCACCGCGGCGCACUACGAGAUGCUGGGUACUUGUCGGAUGGUGUGCGACCCUUACGGCACCAAGUCUCCCACCAGCACCGCCACGGCGGACACGGUCCGAGACAACAGCCUCGUGCAGUCUUUACCCACCUUCAUCCAAGGGCCGAAAGGGGAACCGGGCCGUCCGGGUAAGGCGGGUCCGAGGGGACCACCCGGUGAGCCCGGGCCGCCCGGCCCAGCGGGGCCACCUGGAGAGAAAGGUGAACCGGGCAGACCUGGUUUACCCGGACCUCCGGGACCCAGCGCGGCCGCCGGGGCCAUAAGCGCGGCCACCUACAGUACCGUGCCAAAGAUCGCCUUUUACGCGGGGCUGAAAAAGCAGCACGAGGGCUACGAGGUGCUCAAAUUCGACGACGUGGUGACCAACCUGGGGAACCACUAUGAUCCCACCACCGGGAAGUUCACGUGCUCCAUUCCCGGGAUUUAUUUCUUCACUUACCACGUCCUGAUGCGAGGAGGCGACGGCACGAGCAUGUGGGCUGACCUUUGCAAAAACAACCAGGUACGUGCCAGCGCCAUAGCCCAGGAUGCGGACCAGAACUAUGAUUAUGCCAGUAACAGUGCUGUGCUGCAUCUGGAGCCAGGAGACGAGGUCUACAUUAAACUGGACGGAGGCAAAGCUCAUGGAGGCAACAACAACAAGUACAGCACCUUCUCUGGAUUCAUCAUCUAUGCUGACUAG